Lentinula edodes (shiitake mushroom) is the source of this 351-nucleotide messenger RNA. RefSeq lists its product as uncharacterized. The record is from RefSeq and is a predicted model, not a curated record. The transcript has 7 exons. The coding region runs from base 1 to 351 and encodes 116 amino acids. Lineage: Eukaryota; Fungi; Basidiomycota; Agaricomycetes; Agaricales; Omphalotaceae.
AUGACGGACCCAAAGGAACUGUUAUACACGAUGAAACCAGUGCAUCUAGAGAACUCCCAUGGGACCUUUACAGAGACAGCGAUUGAUAUUGAGGUUCUUAUCAAGCAACUCCGGCGGGAAAUCUUCAAAUCUGAAGUCUGUGUUGAAGAGCGUAAUCAACACAAUCUUCAGCAAGAUCAACAAGAAUUGCGUAGUCUACUCAAGGAUAUCAAAGGAGCCGGAGUUGGACCCAACAACGAAAUGAUUAGUCCUCCAAGCUCUGCAUUUUUUGCAACCGGUUCGAGCAUAGAUGACCCGAUAGAUGUUGACUUCAAGAAAUUGAUACUACUCUUCACAGAGAGCUCUGCUUAG